UUUGAGUGUUCCUCUGAAAAAUCUCAAUUUAAGGGGUCCUUCUACUUAAAUGUUCUAAAAUCUAAAAGAAAUGCUUUUAUUUAUUUUAUUUUUAUUAAAAAUAAGAUUUAUUUUACUUGUAAAUCUAAAAACAGCCCACAUAACAGUGAGCACAGUAAAAAAGUAUUAAAUGGUAACGUUGUAUAUAAAUAAAUAAGAAUAUAAAUCCUGUGUAAAGUAGAAGUAUGGUGUGUUUCCUCCCCCUUCAUCCCUUUUUCUUUUCAUCCUUAUUUCUUUCACAGAGAUAAUCCCUAAUCUCUCCUAAUCUCCAGUCCUCUCUUCAGUACUGCUACACCCAGCCACUGCACUCUGAUCAUCAGCCUGGAUACAGCACUAAAAUACAGCUAAUAAACAAAACUCAUGAGAGCUGGAUACAGACGAGAGUCAACAAAAUAUGAGAAUGGAUCUGAGAACAGAUCUUAAAUCACAACUACGAGAUCCAAACCGUAGUAGUAAAGCAGCCCUGCUGCAGAGCCGCUGGCAGGAGGUGAGUGAGAGGGAGCGCAGGGCGCGGCUCCAUAACCAGAAGCUGCUGCAGGACUUCCAGAGAGCGCAGGACACCCUCACUGACCUGGUGGCUCGAACUGAAGCCAUGAACACCAUACGGGUGGAGUAUGAGCGGUACCUGGAGCAGAACUUCCCUCGAUGGCAGCAGAAGCUGAAAGAUAAGAGGCUGUUAGAACAGCGUAAGAGGAUAGAAGAGCAUCUAAAAGCAUGCAUACAGCAGAUGGAGGAAGAUCAAAGGAUAAAUGGGGGAAAGACAUCCUCCAUAGGAUCCCAUUCUGCCUCAUCCAUUUCAUCUGACCCGUCUCAUCCUCCCAUCUCUCAUUCCAUCCCACUGAGCAGAGAGAGUAAGGAGAAGAGAGGAGAAGUUCAUGCCCGGAAGCCUAGGAGCACAAUGUCCAAACAAGAUAACAAGCAGAACCUUCAAGGGAUCGUCCCAAACGACUCCCAGCCUCUCUACGCACCCUUCACAUGGCCUUCAGAGGCCGAACCCCAGCAGAGCAACAUCUCAAAGCAGAGCAAAACCUUCCAGAGCAUUCACCAAGCUUUAAAUUCACCUGUACCUUUACCUGCUGACCCACGGUAUGAUCCAUACCCUGUAGUCCAGCAGGAACAGCCUUCCAGUGGCCAUUUCCCACAGUAUCUAAAACCCUGGGCAGGAGGGGUUCAGUCUGCCCCUGCUGGAGCUCCAUGGAUGGGUGUUCCUGUAAACCCGCUGGUGUGGAAGAUACUGAGGAUGUCUGAAGCUGGUGCUGAGGAGCUGAUGUAUGGUGAGCAGUCAGACAGAGAAAAAUGGAGAAAAGACUCAAACUCUGAGCUUCAGAAACAUCAGGACCAGAGGAGAAGGAGGAAGGAGAAAGGCAGCGACCGCUCCUCUGAACUCGACACAAAAUCAGCUUGUCUUUCAGAUGGCCAUGGAGACAGCAUUGAAAGUAGUGCACUGUCCACUGUGAGAAAUCAAAGGAGAAGAGAAAGUCAGACACACCGUUUAUCAUCAGAAGAGAAAGGUGGUGUCUCUAUGGGGUCCUCGUCCAGGUCAGACCACCACCCUGAUACCAGCAAUGAGAAAAACGAGAUCAGUAAGAGCUCAACUGUGACGACAGCAUCCAAUACUCAGGUGAAGAGCACAGCUGGAGUAGGGUCCAGCAGUGAAUGUGUUAAUCAGUCCUCAGAAGAUGCAAAAGUCGUACGUUCUUCUGUAAUGGAGAAAAUGACUAAGCAAAGAAGACGAGAAACAGAGAUAGACCGAUCAUCUUCAGAAGAGAAAGGUGGUGUCUCAGGGAGGUCCUCAUCCAGGUCAAAUCACCACUGUAACACCAGCAAUGACAAAAACAAGAUCAGUCAGAGCUCAACUGUAACGACAUCCAGAGCAUCCAAUACUCAGGUGAAGAGCACAGCUGGAGUAGGGUCCACUAAACAUCUGGAUAAAGAGAGGGAACAGGAGGAUAACUGUAAGGAGGACAGGAUUACAGACAGUCCCACUGCAGUGGAGAAGAAGAACAAGAAGAAGCAGAAGACAAAGAAGAGAAUAAAGAAGAAUGAAGAUGAUUUAGAGGAGGAGAAGCAUCUCACAGAUCAGGAAGAACGAGUGAGUGAAGAUGGGGAGCAGAGAAGAGAAGAAAAGAAAGAGGAGGAGGAUGAUGUGGGUGAUGAAGAACAGAAUGAAGAGGUAAAGAGUGAGAGAUUAUGUAAUAAGAGGAGAAAAGGUGGAGAAAAGUCUGAAGGAGCAUCUCUUGUAGAGAUGGAGGUGGAGGAGGAAGAGGAUGAUGAUGAGAAGGAUAAAGGUGAAGAUGAAGAAGAUGAGAAUGGAGGAGAUAAAGAAGAGGAGGAUGAUGAUGUUGAUGAUGGAGAUGGAGAACUAAUAGAAAAAAGUGAAGGAGAGGAAGAUGAUGAUCAGGAGGAUGGAGAAGAUGAUGAUGGUGAUGAUGGAGAUGAAGAUGGACCAGAGGAGAUAAGUGUAAAGGUUAAAGCACCAAGAAGUAGACAGAUCAAAAGAGGUGAUGAGUCAGAUGAAAGAGGAAAUGACAGUGAAGAUGCUGCAUCAGAUUCAAAAGUGAACAUCAAUGACAGUCUUAAAGAUUUGUAUAAAGACGAGGAGACAGAAGAUGAAGAGCUGUACGAUCAAGAGAUAGAAGAUGAUAUUGAGGAUGGUGAUGAUGAUGAUGAUGAUGAUGAUGAGGAUGAUGAUGUGGUGGUUGAGAAAGCGUACCCGUGGUCACGUGGUCCAGCCUACAAUCACACUAAAUAUCAGGACGAUGAGGAUGAAGAUGAUGUUGAAGGUCUUCUCGCUCCACAAAUCAACAUUGAGGAACAUGAUUCUGAUGAAGAAAAGGAAACACUCAAUUCAAAAGAUUCGCAGAGUAAUUCAGAAGAGGACCGUUCACACAGGAAACCAGUUUCAGCUCCAGUUAAGGACAAGCCUAAGGAUGAGCCAGCGGAUUCUGAUGAUGAGUUUGACCAUUUUUAUGAUUAGGUUGGACUUUUAUGAUGUCCAUCGUCAUUUGUAUGAUGUCCACUGGAGAUGCUUACAGUACUGGAUCUGUUACCUGGUGCUGAGCAGCAACAUCAGCAGCAGGACAAUAAAGAAAACUAAUAUUAAACAUAA
Molecule: messenger RNA, 3148 nt
Organism: Astyanax mexicanus (Mexican tetra)
Lineage: Eukaryota; Metazoa; Chordata; Actinopteri; Characiformes; Acestrorhamphidae
Product: glutamic acid-rich protein
Exons: 10
Coding region: 434-3016 (860 amino acids)
Source: RefSeq, a predicted model, not a curated record